Molecule: messenger RNA, 2264 nt
Organism: Tigriopus californicus
Lineage: Eukaryota; Metazoa; Arthropoda; Copepoda; Harpacticoida; Harpacticidae
Exons: 5
Coding region: 373-2157 (594 amino acids)
Source: RefSeq, a predicted model, not a curated record
CCAGGGAGUUUCUUUCAGCUUGGAAGCAUUGCAUUUCAUCCACCGACAGUCGUGAUUUGGUCGUAGAGGGAGUUACAUUCACGCUGGAAAUUGCCUCCAGAUCGUGAGGAGUGUUGUAGCAGGGGACGAAAAUGCGUCAAGGGUGGAUUGUCUGACUAGAACCACUCAACGACCAGAUCCUUCCUUCUCAGUGAGAGUGACGCACCUUCCUAGUGUCAAAUUCCAAGCUGAUGCCAUUAUGUGACAAACCAAGUCCAAGAUCAUUUCGAAGACGACAACCAGGAUGGCACCUUUGGCUAAUUGGGUCCUUUUGAGUCCGUCCGUUCCAGGCUGAAAUCAAAGGAUCCCACCAUACUGGAGACCCAGUCCAAAAUGACGGGCCAGAAUCUGCAUAUCCUGGCCUUGCUCACGUCCACUUUGGUGGCCCGAUUGUCUGGGUUUGUGAUCGCUCCUCCUUGGGCCAACCCUGUGGUGAAUCCGUGUAGCAACAAAUCAUGGCAACUCCUCUUUUGGCCGAAAGAUGAAAAGUGCUACCAGAUCUUCGAGCAAGGACCCUGUCCAAGGUCCCAGGAAUUGGCUUUUAAUGAAAUCAACAAGAGGCCAGAAUGCAGAUGCCCUAAAGACUUGCUCUAUUGGCCAGCAACGGACAGAUGUUACCCUCAAUAUGAGAAGGGGCCUUGUGAAUUGAGUCAAUACCUGGAGAAGCACCCAAAGACGUCCCAAGUCAUUUGCAAGGACAUGAAGCGUUGUCAGAAUGGGUGGAUAUUUUGGCCUUCAGAGGAUGAAUGCUUUGAGUUGUAUUCUCAAGGCCCGUGCCACAAGGGCGACCUUCUCAUCAUGAAUCCUUUGACGGCUGAACCUUAUUGCGGAUGCGAUCCUUUGUUGCUAAGUCAAUACUACUUCCCCUCGGUGCAACUUUGCUACGAGCACUUUACAAAGGGGCCUUGUGAAUCUGGGCUACUCUUCGCCUAUAACCACACAAGUCAGUCCACCCAUUGUAUGUGCUCACCUCGGUUAGCUAACUACCAUGUCCCAACCAACGAAUGCUUUCAAUUUGGCCAGAAGGGUCCAUGUUCCAAAGGACAGGAGUUCCAAUUUAACGAGGUCACACGGCAAGGCGAGUGCACUUGCAAGUUGAACUACGUGCUUUGGCCCGAAAAUGGAGAAUGCUACAAGGCAUUCACUCCUGGUCCUUGCCAUAGUGAGGAGUUCAUCAUUCCAGGGGAACAGAACAGUCCCAUCGGACAAUGCGUUCAAAACCCUUGUCCCAAAGCCCACUUAUACUUUCCCGAGCGAGACGGGGACUCGGUUCGUUGCCACAAGGUGGGAUCUCGUGGUCCCUGUGAAUUGGGUCAACUUGUGGUGUUUGAAAAGUAUUCUGGCAAGAGCUACAGGGGCGAGUGUGGGUGUGCCCCAGGUUAUAACCAGAACUAUUGGCCAGAAACUGGCUUGUGCUACGAAUGGUACUCUCAAGGACCAUGUGAGGAUUCGUUCUCGUUCCAAUACAACAAAGACCUGGGGCGGACCGAGUGUGUUUGUGAUGAGAAGGAGGGAUUCGUGUUUUGGAACGAGACACAGAACUGUUACAGAGUUUUCACGCAAGGACCUUGUCCCAACAAUGCCUGGCUGAUUCCAGGAGAGGGAUCAGAAGUGUUCUGCGAAUGCCAGAACGGCUAUCGAUUCCAUCAGACUUCCUAUACAUGUCAAGUCUCAGCCCUACCCGAUCAAGUUGCCCUGCCAUUACUACCCUUUGGCACAGGUCGUCCCCGUCAUUGGUCGGGCUUGGGGUAUCCACCCACGCUUCGUCAAAAUCAAAAGAGACCCAGUCAAACUCAGGGUUGGGCUGCCCAAGGUAUCUUUGUGUCGCCGGGACAAACAGGCAUUGCCAAACGGGUUAAGCCGGGGCCCACCCAAAGACCUAAUACCAAUUACCCGUGGCAGAAGAACCAAUGGGAAAGGGAGGGAGGAGGGUGGGGUGCCCAGGCUCUUCCUCGAGUGGGUAGAUCUCGCUUUACGGAGGAGUCCAGAAAUCUUCCAGACAAGACUAGGGUAUUGAGGAAACAUCCCACAGGUCUUUCCAAGGAACGAAUCAAGGCGGCUCGAGUCGAGCGGCGUCGGGUGCUAUCCCAAAGGACAAAUCGGCGACGAUCCCAGUGAUGAUAGUAUCGUUUUUCUUUUUAUUAACUAGUCAGUUAGUGCUUAACACUUGCUUGUAGGGCAUUCCAUACGAACUAAAUUUCCACGAAUAAAUUGUUUUGCUCGAA